AUGGCAUACCCUGGUCUUGAUCUAGUUACUGUCCCUAACGAGGACCCUGCCGGGGAUUAUCUGGCUGGCCUUACGGAGUGGGCACUUGCCAUGCUGAAAGAGAACAAGAACCAAGGCAACUCGUCGUUGGCUAUCCACUCUGCCGUAACUUCAAACCCCGAGAGUACUUUCAGCCAUGAGACGGAGCCGAGUUCAAUGGGAUAUGUGGAUAUGGGAGGGUUCACAAGCUUAAGAUGGCGCCAGCAUGAGAAGGUACAUGCUGCUCGUAAGAAGGCAGAGAAGCAAGGCUUGGUUCGUAGAGUCGAAAAUGUCUCUGUCUAA
Cadophora gregata is the source of this 321-nucleotide messenger RNA. RefSeq lists its product as uncharacterized. The record is from RefSeq and is a predicted model, not a curated record. The transcript has 2 exons. Lineage: Eukaryota; Fungi; Ascomycota; Leotiomycetes; Helotiales; Ploettnerulaceae. Bases 1 to 321 code for a protein of 106 amino acids.